AUGUUCACUCCAAAGAAGAAUCGAAGCAUCCGCAAGAAGGUCAACAUCGACGAUGGCGACGAGGCACCCGUACAGGACUCUGGAAACAACACACCAGUUCCAGACAAUGAUACCGCUGAACCUGUAGUCAAGGUCAAGAAGGUCAAGAAGAAGGUGGCAAGCACAGUUCUGAGCUUUGGGGACGACGAGCAGGAAUCAGAGGACACCUUCAAGAUCAAAAAGAGCUCAGCCAGCAGGAGGCUGGCCAACAACAAAGGAAAGGAAACAUCAGACACUACGGAUCAACAACAACACCAGUCUAUCACCAGUCGCGCGACCGUCGGCAACGCUGUUUCUUACAGCAAGGAGGCUUUGGACGAACUUCGCAAGUCGACACAAUCCACAGCACCCAGCAGCAGAUCGCAUGAUUCUAACGGAAGCAGUGUUGAAGAAAAGUUUCCUUCUCUCCUUGGAGGUCUGACCAUUAUACCCGAUGCUGCUGCAAUUCACCUCGCUAAAAAGAAACGCGAACAGAUGAGACUCAGGAACGAUCAUGAGGAAGAAGAGUUUAUUUCUCUUGCGGGAGGCGACGAUGAUAGGAUGGUCGAAGAAAGGAAUACACGGAUGGUUCGGGAGGAGGACGACGAAAUGGAUGAUGGCGAAGCAGAUCUCGAGAACUUGUUGGGAGAUAAGCUGGCUUUGGGACAAAGAGCUCAGCGACAGGCAGAAAAGAGCCGGAGAGCGGCCAGGAAAGAAAUGAUCGAAGACAUCGAUGCUGACGAAGAAGAUGAAGAGGAGACUCGAGAAUGGGAGAUGCAGCAGAUUAGGAACGCCGGUGUGGUCCAACGAGAUGCAGGAAAGAAGAAUGCUGCAGCUCCUGCUCACAGAACCAUCGCAAUUCCAACUGUCACACAGGUGCCUAAUAUCGCAGAGGUCAAGAAACGGCUACAGGAUCGCCUCAGCAGUCUGAAGAACCAACUCAGCGAACACCAGGCGCAAUUGAAGCAGGUUCACGUGGAGGAGGCUGAGAUCAACAUUCGGACGGUGGAGUCGGGAGAGGCCAUGUCCAAGGCCAGUGCUCGGUACACUUUCUUCCAGGAGUUGCGGUCGUACUGCAGGAACUUGGCUGCGUUCUUUGAAGAAAAGUAUCCAGAUUUGGAGACGAUUGAGAAGGAGUUCAGGUCAAUGCUUUCGGAGAGGACAUUGUUGGUUCUGGAGAGGAGACAUCUGGACAUGCGGGACGACCUGGUUGAAUUCGCGAACGUUGUUGAUGACGAGAACAGGUCAAAUGUCAAACAACCUAUCGCUCAGGAGGUGGACGAGUUUGGACGGAGCAUUGGUGUGGAUCCAUUGGCAGCACAGAAGAGACGGAAGGCUGAAAGAGAGCGUCGGAGGGCGCAGAGGAAACAACUCCAGGCAGCAGACGGCAAGGAGGUCGAGACAUACGAUGGACUUUCCACGGACGAUGAGCUUGGCAAUGGCGACGCGAGAGAGUUGGGCGAUGCUGUAAUGGAACUGGAGGAUCGCCGUCUGAAUCUUUUCAAGGAGGUCGGUCCAGAGUUUAAUUCGCUUGAGGCGGUCAAGCGACACUUUCAGGCAUGGAAAGCAGAGUACCCGAGCGACUACAACAAGGCAUACGGUGGACUCUUGCUGCCACUGGUCUUUGACCUCUUUGUGCGUCAGGAGACAUGCCUAUGGAACCCUAUCCGUGUCAAGCAAGAUAUUUCUGAGCAGUCAUGGCAUCAAGCGGUCACCACCUAUCCUAUUGCUCGUUCCUCUCGGAUAUAUGAUCACAGUGACUCGGACAGCGAUCACCAGGAUGAUGAGGAGGAGGAUAUGGACAGGGACCUACUGAAGAAGGUGGUUGCCAAGAGUUUGUGCCCCAAGAUUACGCAGUUCCUCAGCGCAGGCGGAGUAGACCUUUACUCUACCAAGCAGACAAAGUGCUUGAUGGCCAUCAUGGAAGAACUUCUAGACUAUGUGGAAAAGUCGAACAGCAAGAUGGAACAACUGAUCAAGGCCCUUCUGCAGACGAUUCUCAACACAGCGGAAGCCCAUCGGCUACAGUUCAUCCAAGCAGCACAGCCACUGACGCCACGUCCAAUUCUGACUGCUCAGGGGGUGGAGGCUCGAGAGAGAUAUCUUUGGAAGACGAUCGGGCUGUUCAGGAAUUUGAUGUUACUCCGGAAAUUUGUGCCUGCGGACACGAUUGACAGGCCCGUCGUCGAUGGGCUUUUGCACGACUGCAUUCUGAGAUUGCUGGAAGGCGAUGUCAAGGACACGGUCGCCAAGUAUCAAAUGAUCUUCCAUGCAUUACCAAAGGACAUCCGGUCACAAGAGCGACACACCAUCAUUGACCGUAUGGCACAAAGCUUGUAA
Messenger RNA from Linnemannia hyalina, 2358 nucleotides. NCBI's taxonomy places the organism in Eukaryota, Fungi, Mortierellomycota, Mortierellomycetes, Mortierellales, Mortierellaceae. The record is from the annotation of a GenBank genome assembly.